Molecule: messenger RNA, 1095 nt
Organism: Spinacia oleracea (spinach)
Lineage: Eukaryota; Viridiplantae; Streptophyta; Magnoliopsida; Caryophyllales; Amaranthaceae
Product: 40S ribosomal protein S3-3-like
Exons: 5
Coding region: 158-892 (244 amino acids)
Biological process (GO): translation
Cellular component (GO): nucleus; cytosolic small ribosomal subunit
Molecular function (GO): RNA binding; structural constituent of ribosome
Source: RefSeq, a predicted model, not a curated record
AGGAUCCACAUAUCUCCUUCAACCUCUUAUAUACCCCUCAUCCUACCACCGUCAUCUGAAAUUAGGGUUUUAGAUUUUCUAGGUUAAAACUUCUUUCACUCUCUCUCUUCAUUUCCGCCUCUUCUCUCAUUAUCUCUCCUCGGAGAUCUGUGCAAACAUGGCGACUCAGAUGAGCAAGAAGCGAAAGUUCGUUGCCGAUGGUGUUUUCUACGCCGAGCUCAACGAAGUGUUCACCCGUGAACUUGCUGAAGAUGGAUACUCUGGUGUCGAGGUUAGGGUUACUCCUAUGCGCACUGAGAUCAUCAUCCGUGCUACCCGUACCCAAAACGUUCUUGGUGAGAAGGGAAGGAGGAUUAGGGAGCUGACCUCGAUUGUGCAGAAGAGGUUCAAGUUUCCUGAAAACACUGUUGAGUUGUAUGCUGAGAAGGUUAACAACAGGGGUCUUUGCGCUAUUGCUCAGUGUGAAUCUCUCCGUUACAAGCUUCUUGGUGGGCUUGCCGUCCGAAGGGCUUGUUAUGGUGUGUUGAGGUUCGUCAUGGAAAGUGGUGCUAAGGGUUGUGAGGUUAUUGUUAGUGGGAAAUUGAGGGCACAACGUGCUAAAUCCAUGAAGUUCAAGGAUGGUUACAUGAUUUCCUCUGGUCAGCCCGUUAUUGAGUACAUUGACUCAGCCAUCCGACACGUCCUUCUCAGACAGGGAGUGCUCGGUAUCAAAGUCAAGAUCAUGCUUGACUGGGACCCCAAGGGCAAGGUUGGACCCCAAAAGCCAAUUCCCGAUGUUGUUAUCAUCCACACCCCUAAGGAUGACGAUCUAUACGGAAGAGUCCCCGUUAUUGCACCUGAAGUUGAGCUUAUAGAACCUGUUCCAGUUCCAGUUGCUGUCCCUGUCGCUUAAUCGGAUUCACUAGGCUAGUUUACAGACUCUCUUUUUUACUCUUUUUAUGGGCUGGUUGGUUGCUGCUAGUCACCAGACUUCAUAUAAUGUUUUAUCAAGUUGACAGUGGUGUUUCUGCACGGUCUUUAUUAAGUGUUCUAUGAAAAUUUUUGUAGUUUCCAUAACUUGGUAUAUUUGAGUUCAGUAAAACCAGAUUUUUGCAA